AUGAUUGAAACAUACAGACCAUAUAUAGUGAGCAAGAUAGUGAGAUGGAAUUUGCCUAUGCCAAGCUGGUUUAAUUGUAACUCAGAUGGUGCUUCUAGAGGAAAUCCAGGGCCAAGCUCAGUGGCAUUUUGUAUUAGGGACUCUGAGGGAGACCUGGUGCAUACUGCAGCUAGAAGAAUAUCAUAUGAAUCAAACUUAGUUGCUGAAGCAAUGGCUUUACAAGAGGGGAUUAAAUACUGUGUGACAAAUGAUCUAUUGCCUGUAAUCUUGGAGACUAAUUCAAUGACUCUUGAAAUGAUCUUGACAGGACAAUGUGAAGUAUCAUGGAGUAUUUCUUUGAUCAUAAAGGGAGAACAUCAUUUCAAUAGUUACCAAUCACUUCUAAGGAAAGCAUGA
Messenger RNA from Lycium ferocissimum, 396 nucleotides. RefSeq lists its product as uncharacterized. The record is from RefSeq and is a predicted model, not a curated record. Gene Ontology annotation, molecular function: nucleic acid binding; RNA-DNA hybrid ribonuclease activity. The coding region runs from base 1 to 396 and encodes 131 amino acids. NCBI's taxonomy places the organism in Eukaryota, Viridiplantae, Streptophyta, Magnoliopsida, Solanales, Solanaceae. The transcript has 2 exons.